AGGGAGGAGGGGAAGUUAAGGGCACAAUAACAAAGUGGGAAGGGCUCUCAAUAUAAAUGAAGAACUUUUGAGUGAGGCUUUUGAAAUUUUUGACCCCAUUUUCACUUGAGCCUGUUAUGUGACACACCAUGUAGAGUUCCCAGUGCAGGAUUUUCGGGAAUUGUACGAGCAUUUUUUUGUUGUCGCAAGAUUUGUGGAUUCGUCGAUUGUUUAGCUAUGGAGUUGUGCGCCGGCAGGUGUUUGAGAGCAAUUUGGCUUCUGCUUCAUCUGACAGCAUGCGUGGCAAGUAUGACGGGGCGAUGCAGCCUCUUUGGACGGCACCACGUUCACACUUUCGACGGGGUUUUGUACCAAUUUCCCGGAGACUGCAGCUACCUGCUGGCUGGGGACUGCAAACGUCGCUCCUUCACGCUGCUGGGUGAUUUUGUCGGCGGCAAAAGAACCGGAGUCACGCUCUUCCUCGGGGAUGUCUUUGAGUUGCAUCUGUCGGUCGACGGGAGAUUAUCACAGGGAGAAACCAGACUUUCUCUGCCGUACGCGUCGCACUCGGUGUUUGCUGGCCAGGAGCUGGGGUUCUACAAACUGUGGAGCGAGGAGUUUGGCUUCACGUUGAUCAUCGAUACCGCGACCAACGUCGCCUUGACGCUCACCGAACAACACGCCAACCACACCUGCGGCCUCUGUGGUAACUUCAACGCGGCGGUGGCUGAUGAAUACACCGCUCAAGAAGGAUUCCUCACAGCGGAUAGCUACGACUUUGCCAAUUCGUGGGCGGUAAAGGGGGCAGGUCAAGUCUGCAGACGGGUUUCGACUCCCAGUCUGUCCUGCAACAGCUCCAAAGACACUUCGGAGAUUCUGUCCAGUUGCAGCUUGUUGCAAACAUCAGCCGUGUUCCUGCACUGCGCUCACUUGGUACCACCCGAGGCCUUCUUGUCCCUGUGCCAGGAGGAGGCGUGCCACUGCGGCCAGGGAGACACCGAAGACUGCUACUGUCCGGUCCUUCUCGAGUACGCCCGCACGUGUCACGCCCAUGGGAUGCUUUUACGGGGGUGGCAGCAGGAGAGCGAAUGCUUCCCCAAAUGUCCCAUCGGAAUGCACUACAGCGAAUGCACCAAGUCCUGCUCCACCACCUGCCAUAGUCUCAACAUCCAGGAGAUCUGCAAGGAGGACUGUGUGGAUGGAUGCACGUGCCCCGCGGGUAAAGUGUUGGAUGGAAACCGCUGCGUGGAGGUGUCUCAGUGUUCCUGCGUCCACAUGGGGCGACAAUUCCCUCCGGGUUCCACCAUCUCUCAAGACUGCAACACCUGCGUGUGCCGACACGGGUCGUGGGAAUGCACCAACGAAGGUUGCCCCGGUGAAUGUCUGGUGGUGGGUCAGUCCCACUUCAAGACCUUUGACAACAAAUUCUUCACCUUCACCGGCCCGUGUCACUACCUGCUGGCCGCAGACUGUGCCGAGCAAGACUUCUCUGUCAUUAUUGAGAAUGUGCAGUGCGCAGAUGAUCAGGAGGCUGUGUGUACGCGUUCUGUGACUCUCACUCUGCCUUCCCUGGAGGACAUGACAGUAAAGCUGAAGCACGGAGGAAUGGUUUCUGUCAACGGCAUGGACAUCCAAACCCCAAUGCAUCACGGUCACUUGCACAUCCAGAGAUCUGUCCAGUCAUCCGUGCUCCUCAAGUAUGGAGAUAAUCUGCGUCUUGACUGGGAUGGGAGGGGCCGAGUGCUCUUAAAGCUGGGCCCACGCUGGGCGGGACAGACUUGCGGUUUGUGCGGUAACUACAACGGUAACCAAGGCGAUGAUUUCUUGUCCACAUCCGGCCUGGUUGAGGCGGGCCCGCUAGCGUUUGGUCAGUCAUGGAGAAUCAACAGCGACUGCAAGUCAGCCCACAAAGUUGUGGCAGAUCCCUGUGGUGUCAACCCCAAAAGAGUUCGUUUUGCAGAAGAAGGCUGCUCAAUGCUGAUGUCAGAUGUCUUCAGCCCGUGCCACUUCCUGGUUAAUCCAGCUCCUUUCCAGAAGUUCUGUCGUUAUGACGUUUGCUCAUGUGUGGACGGCGACCAGUGCCUCUGCUCCGCCUUGGCCUCCUAUGCGGCUGCCUGCGCAGCCAAAGGGGCGCUGCUCCAUUGGCGUUCUCCGUCCCUCUGCCAGAUGGAGUGCACCAGCGGCCGAGUGUACGAAGCUUGCGGCAGCGUGUGCGACCGCACUUGCCGCUCCUUAUCCGGAGCAGAGGGUGGAUGCGGAGGGGAGAGAGUGUGCGAGGAGGGUUGUUUUUGCCCAGCUGGAAAGUACCUGAGCGACUCCGGAGAGUGUGUGACGGCGGACCAGUGCACGUGCCUGCAUGACGGGCAGCUGUACCAGCCCAAUGACGUCUACGCCGAUCACAACAGCAUUUGUUACUGCGAGAAUGGAUCCAUGCGCUGCAGCUCUGCAGAAAGGAGCACUUCGCUGUCUGAUCUCUUCUACGACGACGACGACUUGGCACCCUCCAGAGAGAGGCGCUCUACAACAUGUCAGCCUCCACUAGUCCACGCAAAGUGUGACGCAGGUGAAAAAGGCCUGGAAUGCGCCAGAAACUGCCAGAAUGCAAACCUCCCCUGUGGCUCACUUGCUUGUAUCCCCGGCUGCCUCUGUCCACCCGGCACAGUACGCCACGGUGAAGGCUGUAUUGUGCCAGAGGAGUGUCCUUGUUACCAUAACUACAAGCCUUAUGAGUCGGGACAAAUCAUACCGGUGGACUGCAACACCUGCGUAUGCGAGAAGAGGAUAUGGCGCUGCACCAAGAAGUUUUGUGACGGCGUGUGCCGCACCGUCGGAGAGGCCCAUUACAUCACCUUUGAUGGCCUUAAGUACUCCUUUCCCGGUCUCUGUCAGUAUGUCCUGGUCCAGGACAAUUGUAAUGGAGAUGAGGGGACCUUCAGAGUGCUUGUGGAGAAUGAAGCCUGUGGCAUUGUGGGACAUCGCUGUGCCAAGUCUGUGUCGGUCUACUACCAAGGAGGAUUGAUUGUGAUGCAGAAUGGCGAGGUGCGGAUGAAGACCCCAGUACCACAGAGCGCGCAGGUGGAGAUCAUCCGAUCGGGUCAAUUCUACACCCUCCUGCUGGGCAAACAUAUUUCUCUUAGCUGGGACAAGGCAACCCACCUUCUGGUCCACAUAUCGGCAGAAUACAGGAACCGGGUGUGUGGUCUGUGCGGUAACUUUGAUGGAAACGUGAAUAAUGACCUGGUCAGCAGUAACAAUCAGCUGGAGCUGGAUUCUUUGCACUUUGGGAAUUCUUGGAAGGUUGCGCCCAGCUGUGCUGAUGUCACACAGGUACCUGUUCGAUGCGCCGACAACAUCGUCAGACUGUUAACAGUUGAGCAGUCAUGCCGCGUGCUCACCGGCCCCAUUUUUAAAGAGUGCAACAGUCAGGUGGAUGCCGAACCAUACGUAAAGAUGUGCGCCGAGGCGGCGUGCACUUGUCCGUCCGUGGGCGACUGCACUUGUUUUUGCGACGUCAUUGCAGCCUACGCUCAAGCUUGUUCGCAGAACGGCGUACCCGUCAACUGGAGAUCCAAUGAGCUUUGCCCGAUGAGCUGUGAGGGGUUGAACCCGAAGAACCCGGCUACAGGAGAGGAGUUAUGCCAGUGGAGGUACAACACUUGCGGCCCCGCCUGUCCUGUCACCUGCCAGCACCCCGAUCCUCUCCAAUGCACCCUCAAAUGUGUGGAAGGAUGUCAUGCAAACUGCCCUCCAGGCCAGUUGUUGGAUGAGGUGGCCAUGAAGUGUGUUGAGCCCACUCAGUGUCAAGUUUGCGUCCAUGAGGGUCAGAGAAUCUCCCACGGCAACAAAGUCAUCAUCGGCCGCCAUGAUCCCUCCCACUGCAAAAUAUGUCACUGCGAAAACAACACGCUAACCUGCGAGGCUUGCACUUUAAGCACCGUCACACCAACCCUUCCCUCCGCCAUGUUUACGACCAUCCCAAUGACCACCAUGAUGCCCGAGGGGACGUGCGACCGCGCCAUGGAUCUGGUUUUCCUGCUGGACGCCUCCACCGCACUGAGCGAAACCGAGUUUCAGACCACGAAAGAAUUUAUACUGGGAGUAGUGGAGCCCUUCCGCUUGGGCUCGGCUCACACUCGAGCUGCCGUGCUGCUUUACCACUCUCGAGUCAAAACGUAUGAUUUACAGGUUCAGAAGUGGCUGUUUAAGAAGACCGUGCACGAACUGCACUACGCCGGAGGUGACGUCGCCUACUUGGACGAGGCCAUUAAAUAUCUCUCUUACAACAUCUAUGACAAGAAAAUACGAGAGCACGCCGGCCGCGUGGCCAUCAUCCUGACGGCCAGCACCAAUCCUCAGCCCCUGCGGCCAUUCAUCAACAUGCUCCGCAAAAGGAGCAUCACCACGCUGACCGUGGCCCUCGGUCCCGGCGUGAGCAUGGCGCAGAUUAACGACAUCACAAAGGCUCUCCCAGCGAACAGGGCCUACGUGCUGAGUAGCACUGCCGAGCUCCCCGAUCGCCUUUUAGAAUUGACCGACUAUCUUUGCACUUUGGGGUUGGAGCCAAAACCCAGCACGACCACCACUACUCGCUCUCCUCGACCGGAACCCAUCCCUACCAAACACCUCACCACCGUCCCUUCCAUCCUGUCUCCAAAAACCACCACAGCGCCCUCUUCUCGACCACCGAGCAAGGAAGUGGCGUUCGUCAUCGAAGGCUCCAAUUCAGUCGGCGAGGCCAACUUUAAUAAAUCCCUCCUGUUCCUGGAGAACGUUAUAACGCAGAUGUCUGAGAACGAGGAGUUCAUCCGCAUCACGGUGAUCCAAUACUCAGUCACAGUGACCGUGGAGAUCCGCCGCUGGGAUUUGAGAUACCAGAGGAUGCUGCUGCUACAGCGUCUCAGGGAGAUUCGUUGGCGGGGCGGAAGCAAGACAAACACCGGCGCCGCCGUGGCAACUGUCUUUAGCGACACCCCCACCGUCCCGCCUCCACGCGGUCCCGCCCCACCGCAGCUGGUCUUCCUGGUGACGGAAAACCCGCCCACAGACACGGUGACGCGCCCGUCGAUCACCAGCACCCAGACACACGUGUAUCCCAUCGGAGUCGGCUCCAAGGUACGGGAGGUGGACUUGUUCCCUUUCAGUUCGCCGCGGCGUCCCAUAAUGGUGGAGGACUACACGCAACUCAAAAAACUGGUCCACCGUGUUGUGAACAUCACACGCACCACAGUCACGCCACGCUUCCCCACACUGGUACCUGUGGUCCACCCAACGCUCGCCAGCCUCCCGCCCACAGUGCCCUGCAAGACACCCGUGGACGUGCUUUUCCUGCUGAAGUCCGGAGAACAGUUUGAAGACAUGAAGACUUUUGUGAAAGCCUUCAUCAACACGGUGGAUGUGGGUCCGAAUGGCACUCAGGUGAGCGUGAUUCAGUACGGCGACACCCUCACCACGGAGUUCACCCUGAGCAGGCAACAGAUCAAGUCCCGUCUUCUCGACAUGGUGGACAACAUUCCCGGAAGGAAAACAGCGGCCCCAGCACUCGGCUCGGCACUGCGGUACGCUGUCCAAGAGGCCAUUAAAGGAGGACGAGUCGGCGUGGCCAAGGCUGUGGUGAUGAUCGUGACCGACAAGUCAACCGAUCAGGUCCAAGAAGCGGCCAAUGAGGCACUGGCCGCAGGUGUGUCCGUGUUCCCCGUCGGCGUGGGUCCGGAUUACGAGCAGAACGAGCUGGUCACUGUCGGCCGCAAACAAGACAACAUCUUGCACUUAAAGAGUAUGGAUCAGUUACGGAUGCUGCUGACUUUGGACCGGGGUUACGCAGACAGAAUCUGCAGAGCUGGUCCGCCCGGAGUUUGCGUUGAUGACAGCGGCGCAGAGAGAAAACCCGGAGAGUCAUGGCUACUCGAGGACGGCUGCCAUUCGGUGCUUUGCCAUCCCAGCGGAGCCGUAACCGUGCAGAACCACAAAGUCAGCUGCGAUAGACUGGAGCCGCCGGCGUGCAGGAACAACAUGCUGCCUGUCAAAGUCCAAGAGGCCUGCAGCUGCCAUUGGGAAUGCCCAUGCAUUUGCAUGGGCAGCUCCACCAAUCACGUGGUGCGAUUUGACAGCUUGCCACUCAGGCUGGACGCAGAGGGCCUGUGCUCCUACACCCUCCUCGCUGUCAGCGAAGGUUCGGAGGUCAAGCUCCACAACGGCCCUUGUCAGGACUCGACACAGUUCAACCACGUCUGCAUGAAAGCCAUCGAGGUGACCCACGGGCCGCAAAAACUUCUCCUGAAGGAUGAUAUGACUGCGUUAAUUGGAAGAGAGGAGAUUUCGCUUCCGUGGAGGCGUGAGGGUCUGGAGCUGGUGCGAUUCGGCGGUGUGAUGUUGCAGCUCAAGUCUGACCACGGCUACGUUUUGACGUUCACGCCCCAGAGCAACGAGUUCACCAUCACACUGUAUAAUUCCAGCAUCAGUGGCCACACUGCCGGACUCUGCGGGGCUUGCGGAGAAGAAUCCGCCAACGUUCUCUCCUUGCGUAACGGCAGCCCCACCUCCAACCAGAUGACUUUCAUCUCCGACUGGACGGCGGCCGGUGACACGGGCGUGUGCGUGCCCAGGCGCAAGGUGGUGUGCUCCUCCGGGGCGGCCAUGGGAUGCCAGGCCCUGCGUUCGCAAGUCUUUGAGGCCUGUCACGCGCACAUCCCCGUUCUGAUGUUCCUCACCGAAUGCGAGGAGCAGGCGUGUCAGGAGUCGGACGUGUGCGAGCUCAUUUCGGCAUACGCGCUCUUGUGUAGACAGAGGGGUGUGUGUAUCGAUUGGAGGAGUCCCCAUAUCUGCCCCUUCGAGUGCCCCCCCACCAUGAAGUACAGUGCGUGCCGCACGGGCUGCGUGGAAGACUGUAACAGCGCACCACCGUUGCGAGGGGACUGGUCGGGCGCCGUGGGUUACGGGUCCUCAUGCACAGACACACCCACCGAGGGCUGUUUCUGUCCGAGCGGGACCGUUUUGCAUCGGGGACUGUGUGUGUCACCAGAGAAGUGCAAACAGUGCGUGGACCAUCGUGGACACGCGUAUCAGUAUCUGCAGACUUGGGUACCGGAUGACAACCCGUGUUUGAUUUGCUCGUGUUUGGACCGACAAAACGUCAACUGCACCGCUCGGCCGUGCAACGACCUAAAAGCACCGGUGUGCGGAGCCUGCGAGGUGCUGAAGCUGAAGAGCGAAUCCAAGUGCUGCCCAGAGUAUGAAUGCGCCUGUGAUCUGUCGAGCUGUGAUGUUCCCGAGGCUCCCCGCUGUGAGGAUGGUGAGGUGUUAAUUCUAAAAAACCCAGGAGAAUGUCAAGCCAUACACGAGUGCGUUUGCAAGAAGGGGAAUUGCGCUGUCAGUCCCAUUUUAUGCGGCGCCCAUCGCCGGCUGACAGUCAAAAGAACAAAAUGCUGCGAUGCCUUCGAGUGCUCGUGUAACUGCCAGAACGUCGCCCGCACUUGCCCGCCCGGCUUCAUCACGGCCUCCAAGACGGACGACUGCGGUUGCACCGAGAUAAACUGCCUGCCAGACAAAGUAUGUGUUGUGGGUGACGUGGUCCAUCCGGUCGGCAGCAAGUGGGAUGAGGGAUGUGAGAAAUGCAGCUGCAGCCAACUACAGGACAAGGGCACGUCACUUCACAUCGCUCAGUGCUCCACGCCGGUGUGCCAACGGAACUGCCCGCUGGGUUCAUCAUACACGCAGUCCAGUGGAGAAUGCUGCGGGAAGUGCAGAGCAACUAGUUGUGUGGAGUCGAACGGAGAAUUGCGAGGGGACGCUCUGAUCGGAGGAACGCUUAGACAGGUUGGGGAGCAAUGGCGGUCUCCUCGUGACAAAUGUGUCAUAUUCAAGUGCGUGAGGGUGAACGACGAGGUGUUCAUCUCUUCCGCCAACAUCAGCUGCACCGCCAUGGAAACACCGUCCUGCCCGCUGGGAUCCGAAUUACGCUGCGAUACGCAGGACUGUUGUCCCAGCUGCCGUUGUGCUCCUUUGGAUGUCUGUGUCCUUAACCACACGCUCAUAGGAGCAGGGGAAAUGUUGAUGGCUGACUUGUGCACACAAUGCGAAUGCAUCGUGGAGGGCGGUUUCAUCAAGAAACACAGGCUCUCCUGCUGGACAACCACCUGUACUCCUUGUCCCAUGGGAUACACGGAGCAGAAAGUGGAGGGCGCCUGCUGCGGACGUUGCGUCGCCACAACAUGCCUUUUACAAAUGCCCGAUGGGAAGCAAAUGAGUCUUCUGGUGAACACCACAAAGGAAGAUGGCUGCACCCAGUACGCUUGUGGUAUCAACAGCAAAGGAGACCUGGCCCUUCAAAUCCGAACGACCACCUGCCUGCCUUUCAACCGCCGAUCGUGCCUCGAACAAGGGGGGACUGUGAGCCAGAUUGGAACAACAUGCUGUGAGACGUGUGCAGAGUCAGAAUGCCGGAAGACGGCGGGAAUACUGAACUAUGUCAAAGUAGACGACUGCCAAUCAGAGAAGCAGAUUGACUUGUACUACUGUGAGGGUAAAUGUCGCAGUAAGUCCAUGUACUCCCUCCAGAGGGCCGCGGUGGAGCAAGAGUGUGUGUGUUGUGUCGCCACGGAGACAGAGCCCGUCAGCGUUCCCGUCCUGUGUGCCAACGGAACCCACAGCCACCACACUGUCCUAUCUGUCACCGGGUGCAACUGUCAGUCCAAACAGUGCACCUAGAAGCCACCAGAAGUUGGCUCUGAUCCUUUGCUUGUCUAUAUCCAAGACAAAUGUAUCCACCCGUAUUCAACCACACACCAUUUACAACAAAAAAGUUUUCAUUCUGUUUUGUGUAGGCUGUACAAGUAAAAAGCACUGUAUCAGUACGACAGCGGGGGCCAGCAAGGCCUCUGCUGGCCGAAACACUAUCAGAAGCAAUAACCUAAGUUUACAAUAAAUACCGAUAUGCUAUAUUCCUAAA
Messenger RNA from Syngnathus acus (greater pipefish), 8923 nucleotides. It is a transcript of the gene vwf, whose product is annotated as von Willebrand factor. The record is from RefSeq and is a predicted model, not a curated record. The transcript has 53 exons. Bases 217 to 8682 code for a protein of 2821 amino acids. Gene Ontology annotation, molecular function: growth factor activity. NCBI's taxonomy places the organism in Eukaryota, Metazoa, Chordata, Actinopteri, Syngnathiformes, Syngnathidae. Gene Ontology annotation, cellular component: extracellular matrix. Gene Ontology annotation, biological process: blood coagulation; cell-substrate adhesion.